Messenger RNA from Symbiodinium necroappetens, 495 nucleotides. Lineage: Eukaryota; Dinophyceae; Suessiales; Symbiodiniaceae. The record is from the annotation of a GenBank genome assembly.
GAUGGCAAGCAGAACGGCGACAAGGACUCCGUCGGCUUGGACCAGGAGAUGCGUCAGCUUUGGGGCAUGAAUAUGAGGUCCGGCCAGAUGCCCGCCAUGGACACGAAUCAGGAGGCCGGAAACUUCAAUGGUCCAAGCAAAGGCAACGGCAAGAAGGACGGCAAAGCUGGCAGGAACCGCAACAGCCAUGACAACAUGGGAGGUGGAAAGGGUGGCAAGGACAUGCAGAAAUGGGUCGAGAAGAGGGGGCCGCAGGGCAAGGGCCAAACUCAACGGAGGAUGUCGCAACACGGGAAGAGCCACGGUAAAGGUGGCUAUCAGCAGCCGCUCAUGGGCAUGUUCGCUCAAAGCCCGGGCCCCAAGAAGAACAAGAAGGGUGUUGGCCGAGAUUUGGAGAUGGACGACUGGCUGAAAUUGCGAUUUGGAGCCGGCAAGCAAGGUGGUGGCAAAGGCCAAGCCAAGGGCAAGGCUGGCAGCGCGCCAGCGGCAGCUUGA